Dermatophagoides farinae (American house dust mite) is the source of this 1230-nucleotide messenger RNA. Its product is annotated as pre-mRNA-splicing factor SLU7. Lineage: Eukaryota; Metazoa; Arthropoda; Arachnida; Sarcoptiformes; Pyroglyphidae. Gene Ontology annotation, molecular function: pre-mRNA 3'-splice site binding; zinc ion binding. The record is from RefSeq and is a predicted model, not a curated record. Gene Ontology annotation, biological process: mRNA splicing, via spliceosome. Gene Ontology annotation, cellular component: spliceosomal complex.
UUUCAUAAUGCGACUAUUUACACUUUGCGUGUAUUUAUGGUUGCAUGAUAUUUUCGUAACAAAAUACAUCGUCAAAACAAUGAAUGUACCAUCGAGACCUGUGUCCGAGAUAAUUAAAAGUUCGGACAAUGAUGAGCCGAUAAAGCGUUCACGUGCAGAUUGGAAAAAAGCUAAAGAGCUUGAAGAGGCUCGUAAACUUGGCCAAGCUCCUGCCGAAGUUGAUGAAGAGGGAAAGGAUAUCAAUCCUCAUAUACCACAGUAUAUAAGUACAACACCUUGGUAUUAUGGUGCAGCCGGCCCAACGCUAAAACAUCAAAAAGUUUUUGAUGAUAAAAACAAAAAUAAUGCAACAUUACAUGAUAAAUUUGUUCGUGGUCUAAAAGGUCGUACGGCCACGAAAUUCCGUAAAGGAGCAUGCGAAAAUUGUGGAGCUAUGGGACACAAGAAAAAAGAAUGUUUUGAACGACUAAGAUCAAAAUUGGCCAAAUACACUGGUGAAGAUAUAGUUCCAGAUGAUGUACUAUUGCCCAAACUUAAAUAUGAUUAUGAUGGUAAACGUGAUCGUUGUAAUGGUUAUGAUCCAGUCAUGUAUCGUUCGGUAAUUGAAGAACAUCGUAAAGUAGAAGAGGCCAAACAGAUUUUAAAAGAAGAAAAACUUGAACAAGAUUCGAUAAAUACCGAAGGAAAUUCUGAUGAAGACGAAAAAUAUGCCGAUCAUAUUUACAUGUCUGGAACUAAAGUCGAUAGUAAACAGCGUAUCACUGUUCGUAAUCUUCGAAUUCGGGAAGAUACGGCCAAAUAUCUUCGAAAUUUGGACAUUGAUUCUGCUUAUUAUGAUCCUAAAACUCGAUCAAUGCGUGAUAAUCCAUACAAACAUACUGGAAAAACACCCGAAGAAUUGCAUUAUGCUGGUGAUAAUUUUAUUCGAUAUAUGGGUGAAACACAAAAAGUGUCUCAAGCUCAAUUGUUCGCUUGGGAAAUGUCCGAAAAAGGUGUGGAUAUUCAUCUACAGGCUGAACCCACAAAAGCUGAGAUGAUUCAUCGAGAAUUGGAUUUAAAAAUGAAUGAUUUAAAAGAAACAACCAAAGAAUCUAUCCUAAAUAAAUAUGGUGGUAAAGAUUAUUUGGAAGUGCCACCGAACUCUUGACAUUGACUAGUACUUGAUGAUUUUUAUUUCUACUGGUCCUUAUUAUUUUUGUUAAUUGACAAUAAAAACGAAAUUAAUUUUUA